AGAGCUGUAUUGGCAGUGCGGAGUUAUAGCAUAGUGGAGCCUGUGGAGACAGACUGCCUGCUGUUUAUUGAAUUGUCUGGGGGUUCUGUGUCUCAGCUGCUAGAUACUGGGCAUUUAUUUGUGGCAUUGCCCAAGUUAUUAGUUGUUUCUCUGUGCAGUCAUUAGUGGUUAGAUAGAGCCUGGUUUAUUAUCUGAACAUUAGUUGCUGUAUUUGGUUACAUAGUAUAUGGGUUUAGUACAGAGUUUGGGGAGAUUGUACCUUUUAGUGUAUUUGCAAAGGGCUGGUGUGCAGUCACUCUGUAACUGUGUUUAUUGUGUGACAUGGUUAGCCAUACAUACAGGGAGUGGUUCUUUUACAAGUUUUUAAUACUCUUGUAAUGUCUGACCUGCUUUCCCCCAUCACUGCUGCUUUCGGUUUGUGAGUCACAUCUCUGGGCUACUGUCUGCUCUGUCCUGGGGCUGCCAGGAUUGUUAGGGAUGAAAUAGAAGACUUGCACUUUGGGUAUCAUUGUUUGCCGAGAUGAUGCUGGACUUUCAUACUACAUUUAAUCUCACUAGAGAUGUCAUGCCCUGGAUCCUUCUCCAUGGAUCAACUGAAAAUUGUGGUGAAAAAUCCGUCUCUGCAUGGGGACAUACAGAACCUGAAAGGCAAAUUUCAGACUCUGCAGAGCAAAGCUCAAGGACCCUCCGAAUGGUGACUGUGGAGAGAAAUGGAAAUAUUUUAUAUACUUGGAAGGGAACACAUGGUUUACCCUGCAUUGGACUUUAUGACCCACAUUUGUCACAAAAUCAGCUGCUCUAUUAUUUUGAGGAAGAUGUUCAUAUUAUAAGCUGUUCAGUGAACCAUGAAAAAACUUUACUUGCUGUCAGUUACUGCAUUUCAUCUGAAGAAACCAGACGUCUACCUCAUUGGUCAGGUUUAAGGUACAUGGCAAUAUUGGUGGAAAUACAACCCAUCAACAAUGUGAAAGUUCUCAAAGUAGUGGAUGCCAGUAUGAGAGUUCAGUUUUUAUACCCAACGGAAGGAUGCCAUCAAUUUCCUGAAAGUCAUCUUUUGGUGGUUUCAGAUGAAAAGUAUAUUGAAUUAUGCCAUAUAAGUGUUGUCACUGAAGAUGGAAAUAAUGUGGUAAUCGCAAACACCGGUCACUUUCCUAAAGACAGAAUAGCAGAAGAAGUUGUAUGGGCACAGUGGGAUGCUCCGGGACAGAGGCUUUUCUUUAUCAUCCCUAAGCGUUCCAGCUGCGUUUUGCAUUGUGUGCAGUUUUAUCCUGAUGAUCAUUUUAAAUUUGUAUUUGAAGUUCCUCUUGAAAUCACUCUUUCUAAACAGACAUUAAGUCUAGUUAACCUAGGUUGUGACACACGUGAAGACAGAGGGAAGGGGAGAACAGCAGCUCUAAAUCUACAGGUGUUUACAAAUAAAACUGGUGGUUUGUGCCUUAUUUAUGUUCAUCCUUUCCCAGUUGCACAGGAAAUACAUUAUCAAGUUGUAUAUUUACAUAAAGGGUACGUUAACACAUUCAAAGCAGCAACAACAAAGCCAGACACUGUGCCACUGAAUACAGUCUCUUUUAUACACCUUGAUAGCUAUAUCGCUGUGUACGUACCCAACCAGGCAUUACAUAUGAUAAACACAAGACACCCUGAACUGAUGUGUUACAACUUGUUCUUAACAGGAGUAGAUGCCCAGUUAAAUGGGAUAUGCUCUGAUUGCAGUGUGCAGUCUGCAUGGAGCUCAUGUGCUAUAGAGUGCUGUACCGGCAUUGUAUUCUCAGUCAGUGUUAACACAGAGACUCUCCCGGGCCUCCUAUCACGAACAAAACUGGACUGCGAAAGGCUGGCAAUUCUCCACUUUGUUCUCUUGCAUCACUCGCAAUUGGAAAAUAAGAUUCUUGAAUGGAUGUGUGAUCAUCUCUCAGUUUGCCAAAGCUUCGAUCCCAUACAAGAAUUCAUCAUUGCAUCUUCUUAUAGGAAAUUCAGUGUGGAAGCCGUUCAUCUGGAUAAACUAUUGCCAUAUACAUCAGUACCUUUUUGGAAUGAGGAAAUCCCUGGUGUGUCAUGUGUAACAGAAAUCACAGAUAUGCCAAUUCUGAAGAUUGGAACCUUCAAAGGAUUCUGGGAAACCUUCCAUUCAGAGCUUGAAUACAUGAAAGUGUCUCAACGACGUUUCUGGCAUAGUGACAGCAGAAGAGAUUGGAAAAAAUUGAUCAAUGAAGUGGACACCAGGGAAAAGAGAAAUGCCAUUUAUCAACGCACAGUGUUGGAAAAUUCAAAAAAGGUUAUUUUAAACAUGGGAACUUGGACAAAUGAACGCAGAAGAGCACCAUUACUUUGUGAAGAGGACUACCACGACAAGGAGCUCAUGGGACUAGUGAUGGUUAAGUUAAAAGAUCACUUGUCACUGCAUCUGCUUCAUGUAGGAAAAAGCAAGAUUGAACAGAUUGUUGUGGAUUAUGUAUCAAAACAGUUGGAUCUUGUCUGUCUGAUAGUGGAAGUUUCGUGGAAACGAUACAACGUGGACCCUCGUGCUUUUGGCUUCCAUGGCAAAGCCAAUACCUCGGAGUAUUACAUAUUUCAGAUCCUGUGCUGCAUAUCAGAAGCGGCAGGUAAAAUGUGCAUGCCACUACCCCCUGGUUACCAUACUUUGCACUUAGUUCUUGGGGUGCGUUGUCUGCCUCUUGAAAAUUUUCUUCAUUGUAUAGACAGUGGGAUCCUACAGCUGACAGAGGCCUUUGUCAUCAAACUUUUUAAAGAACUGAAUGAUGAUGCGAAGAAUGAGAGAAUAAAACACAGCAUAAUUCUCCGUCUUCCUGAGAGAAUUAGUGAAAAAGUACAUCAUCUAUGGGAUCAUGCUGUCAGCAACAACUUAAUAGCCAUGAAAUAUGUGAACCAGUUACUGUCCAGGUUUAAAAAAAGAGAAAAUGAGCUUCCAAGACAGACACAACCAGCACAACGCAUUGGAUUCUUACCUCUAAAUUAUUUAAUCAUGAUGCUAUCUGAUGUGGAAGACAGAACAUUAAAUAAUCCCUUUGAAGAGGAUAACAUAGAUGCAGCAUAUUUGGAGGAAAUUGCCUUGAAACAAACUGCGGUUCUCCUGGGUUUACAAAAGAACUAGAAAAUAAAUAUCUAUUUUUUUAUGUAUAUAUAUUUUUUUUUUUUUUUACACAAUUUUUAAAUUCCAAUCAAUUUUUCUUAAAAUAUUUAGUGCAUGGAAAAGGGAACGCAGUUAAAAUAAUAACAUUUCCAUUGUGUAUAUUCCCCUGUAGCGAUGUUACUGUUUGAUAUAGUAAUCUUGCAGUAACAUCUAUGUCUGCUAUGAGUGUUGUCAUAGACAGGCACCAUUUUUACAUCAGACAAUGUCUUAAUGUGCAUUAAGAUACUAGCUGAUUCUUAAUGCAUAAACUGUAUGCUGGCAAAACCUUGGUUUUAAUCUGAAACUUAAAACCAUAUUUGCACAGAAAGAAGUUAUAGAAGUGAAUUGGUAUUCCUCAUAGGAAGCACGUUAUCUUGGAGUACAUGUAUCAUGUAUUGUGAAAUGUUGCUGCUUGUACAAAUGUUCGUGUUUCUCUUCCAUGCAUGUCUUUCACUCAGAUGUGUAAAGCCAGAAUUGACUGGAAUUUCAAUGAAAUAAUUGCCUGUAUAGUAUUUUUUUGUUUUAGUAUGCACUGUAUUGUAUGUUGCUGAUGUCAGAAUUGUUAUGUAACAUCUAUAAGUAGUUCAGGAAACAUAACUAUAAUGCUCUUUUAUGUCUUUUAUGUACCACUGACAUGUGCAAGCCAAGCUGUGUAUUUCUUCUGUUGUCUUUUGUGAUUGUGUUGCCAAAUAUCUUAUUUAAAACCAUGAAAAUUUUCUGAACAAAGUGCUAUAAAUUAAAUAUUUUAUAAACAAAAUGACCUUGGUCUUACAUUGUUACCCUUUGAUCAGGGCUGUGAUGGUCGCUGAUCAAUAAACAAGCUGCAAUGAUUCACAUCUACUUGGGCUCUUCAACAGGCCAAGUCAGAAACUUAAAAGUAGAAAUGU
Molecule: messenger RNA, 4017 nt
Organism: Pelobates fuscus (common spadefoot toad)
Lineage: Eukaryota; Metazoa; Chordata; Amphibia; Anura; Pelobatidae
Gene: GSAP
Product: gamma-secretase activating protein
Exons: 32
Coding region: 521-3112 (863 amino acids)
Biological process (GO): positive regulation of amyloid-beta formation
Cellular component (GO): trans-Golgi network
Source: RefSeq, a predicted model, not a curated record